Gryllus bimaculatus (two-spotted cricket) is the source of this 378-nucleotide messenger RNA. NCBI's taxonomy places the organism in Eukaryota, Metazoa, Arthropoda, Insecta, Orthoptera, Gryllidae. The record is from the annotation of a GenBank genome assembly.
AUGCCGUCAGGCAGCGCUGCGAAACCGGGUGGCGAGUUGAAACGGUUCGGCGUCAGUGGAGCCCCUACACGCUGUUCUCGGAGGGGUGGUGAAAGGCCUAAAACUACCAGUGGUGCGCAAGCAGCUGCGUGGAGAACAGGGCAGGCGAGCCCUUGGGUGGAAGUCAAACGAGAAAAGGACCUUUUAACGUUCGUUACACCGAUGGAUACGACAAACGGCUCUGGAUUUGGUCUCUCAGUAGAACAUACUGACAGCAUCAUUAAUAUAAUAUGUUCACUCACCAGUGAUAAUUUCAAGGUACCUAGUGGAGCCAGGGAUGAUUCCGAACUUCGCAGUGAUCAAACACCACCUGGAACACAAGGCAUACAAUCGCCAUGA